Messenger RNA from Penicillium lagena, 1692 nucleotides. Its product is annotated as putative ribosomal assembly complex component Ipi3. Bases 1 to 1692 code for a protein of 563 amino acids. The record is from RefSeq and is a predicted model, not a curated record. Gene Ontology annotation, molecular function: protein binding. Gene Ontology annotation, cellular component: nuclear pre-replicative complex. NCBI's taxonomy places the organism in Eukaryota, Fungi, Ascomycota, Eurotiomycetes, Eurotiales, Aspergillaceae. The transcript has 2 exons. Gene Ontology annotation, biological process: rRNA processing; DNA-templated DNA replication.
AUGCUGUCCGAGUCAUUCGUGGCGUCGACGCUCGCCUCGGCCAAAUCCACGGUCGCGGCGCUGCGCGAUGUCGGGAUUUGCGUGCACGAAUGGCAGCCAGCGGCCACGCUGCGAUCGACGUUCAAGAAGAGCUCCACGGCAACCAACUGUCUGGCCGUGAGUCCCUCGCAUGUCUUUGCGGCGCAGGCAGAGAAAGCCGUGGUGCAUGUGUACAGUCGCGAGAAAGGCAAUCAGGAGGCCGUGGUGCCUUUCCCCGAGCGCAUUCGCAGCAUUGCGGUCGUCGGAGCCAAGUAUGGUGACGUCGUGGUCUUGGGCACAGAGGGUGGCCGACUGAUCCUGUGGGAGACCUGCACUGGACGCCAGGUGGCCACCACGGCCUCGCAUCUGCAGCCGGUGACUUCGCUCGUCGUCGAUCCCACCUCCAACUUCAUCCUGUCCGGCGCCGCGGACGCCAGUGUCCAUGUCUGGUCGCUGGUCGGCAUCCUCUCCUUUGCGACCCCAGCUUCCGGUCAUAACCGCCAGCCCCCGAAUGCUCCGAUCCGGACCUUCUCGAACCACCGCGCCGCCAUCACCUCUCUCGCCCUGGGGCAUAGCAAUGGCCGACAUAACAUGGUGGUCUCGACUGCCAAGGACAAUACCGCAAUCGCAUGGGACUACCACACCGGAAAAGCCUUGCGCACCUUCCUUCUCCCCUCCUCCGCCACCUGCACGGUUUUGGAUCCCGUCGACCGAGCAUUUUACGUGGGAUACGAAGACGGCAGCGUCCAGUCGGUGGACUUGUACCGGAAUCAAUCUACCCAACAUCCCCUGCACGAUCCAUCUCUCCAAUCCACUCCAGCACAGGCCUCCGCAGAAGACCGCUGGCUACCUCCAUCCAGCGACUCGGGCAAAGUAAACGCUCUAGGCGUGUCUUACGACGGCACGACAUUACUAUCAGGACAUGACAACGGCAAGGCUCUAUCAUGGAACAUUGCACGACACAAGUUCGCGGCCCAAGUCGCCGACUACACGCACCCCAUUACAAAUCUCUUCAUACUCCCACCAAGCGGCCUGUCAGAUACCUCUCCGACAAAGAGAAUGGCGCACGCGAUCGUCAAGCCACGCCACGACCAUGCGCUGUCGAGUCAAACACACACCCCCGGCGCCGUACCAGCCGAAUACGUGUUCCACACGCACAUCCUCGCUUCGCGGUCCACCAAAUCCCAAUUCUCGCAAGCACUUGCCCACCCCUUCUUCCCAGACUCCAUGAUCACCGACGGGCUAGCGGAGCUGGCUUCACUACGCCAGUCCGGCGGCGCAGAGAUCUCCACCGUCUCCACGGCUGCUCCACUUUCGGCAGCUGAGAAUGCAGACCCCCCUCGUGUCUCAGAGCUGGAAAGCGAGGUGUCUACGCUAAAGAAAAAAGUCGCCGUUAACGAGGCCGCCCGCCACGCUAGCACCGAUGAAGUCGUGCAGCUGCGUUCGCACCUGGCGUCCCUGCAAGACUAUAUCAAUGAGCUGCAUGAAAAGCAGGAGGUUGCCCGGCACGAGAAGGUCGCCCGCCAAGCAAGGAGGGAAGAACGUGAGAAGCGUCGGAGGGAGGCGUGGUUCGCGGCCGAGAAGAAAGGGCGCAGCGGCGAUGCGUCCAUGAACAAGAUGGAUAUUGACGAGGGUGUGUUGACCAGCGACUCAGCUGAACAGAGCGAUGAAUAG